This is a messenger RNA of Monomorium pharaonis (pharaoh ant), 5462 nucleotides long. RefSeq names its product maestro heat-like repeat-containing protein family member 1. The transcript has 20 exons. The coding region runs from base 1240 to 5379 and encodes 1379 amino acids. Gene Ontology annotation, cellular component: cytoplasm. Lineage: Eukaryota; Metazoa; Arthropoda; Insecta; Hymenoptera; Formicidae. The record is from RefSeq and is a predicted model, not a curated record.
CUGAAUGCUUCUGAACAGCUUCUGAACGAAGAGCGAACGGAACUUAAAUAAACGAACGCUAAAGUUCUCGUCCAACAGAAGACGAACGAUGGAAAAAGUGGGCAAGAUCGUCAAAGAUGUUUUCUACGAUCAGUUCAAGUGGUCGAUAGUGAAAAACAUUGCUUUCUUUGCCCUUGGUGUCAAAAUCGCCAUUGAGUGCAAUGGAAUGACCCUCAUGCCACCAGUUUCCGUUUAAGUCCAUUAUGAAGCCAUAGAAUUCAGGGGAGAUCUGUCCAAACGUCCCACCAGUUUCUUGCGUCACACCAAUUCACAAUCAUUGCAGGAAUACGCUUGAUUUUAUCUGUAUUAUAUAAAACUGUAUAUUUUGUAUUUUAAAUACGCUUGUUAAAGAAUUGUUGAUAAAAAAGAAUGUACAGUAGCUGCUGUUGCAUGUAUUUAAAAUGCCUUUUACCCAGUUCUAAUUCAGUAAAAGAAAAUACCAAAAAAAAUUAGUAAAAUAAAAUGUAAUUUAAAAAAUAAAUUUAUUUGGAAUUAGUAAGUUUAAACUUAAUACUUAAAUUAUAAUUCAGUUUAACUGAAUAUUUGAUUUAAGUUUUUUAAAUAACUUUUAAUUGCUUGCUUUUUUGUCCUUAUUUUUAUUGCUCUGCAAAUGCGAGCUGUACUUAAUAUUUCCUUUAACUUAAUUAGUAAUCAAAUUUAAUUGAUGCCAAGUUUUAAGCUAUGUUUAGAUAACCCAGCCAGACGAAUUUACUACAGAACAGUACAAAAAAUCGGGCCUAUAUGUCAAAGAACAAAAGUUAAUUUUAUUUGUGGAAUAGCAAAUCAAUUGUUGAUUGGAUUAGCCGUCAUACGCAGAUUGAAAAAAAGCGCUAUUUUAAAGAUGGCGCCGCGAAACCCCCCGAUAAAUACUCCAGACGACGUAUAAUCGGUAUAAUAUAUAUGAACAUCUAAUCUGAAGAUCUCUUGCGAAUUCACGUGCUGAUUCAGCACUGAUCGUGAUGGUUGGAUUAUCGUACGAUUGAAUAUUAAUUCAGUCGAGGCUGCAACUGAUAUUUGGAGGUAUUAUCGCAGUCUCGCAGAUGAUUUAUUGCAUAUGAUGAUAGAACAUCUUAUACGACGACUUUAUUAUUGCGUGAGACGUGUGACAAGUGGUCCUUCGUGACUUAAUGUCAAUAAAAAUAUAAAUUCGCAAGAUUUAGAAUAUUUCUCGCCGGAACUUGGUGCUUGCGGUUUGUCAACAUGAAGGAGGAACUGGAGGAUAACUGUAACUCCGAGCUAUCAGCUGUUAUCGGAGCCUUAUUAGACACCUUAGAUGACAAGAAUCAGGACGUAAAGCGGUCCGUGAUCGAAUCGAUUGAAAGGAUAAGUAAGAAGAAUCCAGAAGUCGUCAUUCAUGCUGCCAUAUAUUUUUGGGAGAUGCACAAAAAGAUUUCCACAGAGCACAUGGCAUCUCUGUUAAACAUAUUAACCGAUGUAUGCAGACACUUGGCUGCGUGUUUAAGCACAUUAAACACACAGUUAAGCGUAGAUCUGGUGACAUCUCUCGCCGAGGUAGCAGUAAACGAGCUAGUAGGGGAGACCGAAAAUGAAGCAGCCGAGUUGUUGAUCCAGCUUUGCAAGAUACACUGUAUGCAAACUACAGGUCAACUUUUAACUAAAUUGGAACCUGGAGUAAUUCCUAAUCCCGCGAUAGUUUUUACUAUAGGAAAACUUGCAGAGGCCAAUCCACAUGGAAUGCUAUCAUUUGUUAAAAUAACAUUGACCAUCAUGCUUCCAAUGCUGAAUCAGAUACGCGAAGAAGUCCUCAAACAGGCGAUUUGCUUCAUGAUUUCAAAGUUUUGCGAAGCUAUAAACGAUCACCUAAUGAAUGGAGACUCGACUCUUGGAAUUAAUAAACAGACAUUUGUGGAUGAAAUUUGUUCUGUCUUUGAUUUUUUGACGCACAAUUGGUUAAAGACAUCGCGCGAUUCCAAGUCAACAGAGGCUAUUUUAAUGACACUUGUGCCUAUGGUUUCCUUGCUGCCUGCGCAACAGGACAGCGAAAGAAUUGUAAAAUUGAUACCCAUAUGCUUAAGUCUUUGCAGAAAGCAAAAUGUACGUUUAGCUGCUGUAAGAGUUUUAGCUGUGAUUUUAAGCUCUGUUCAGACUAAAAAUAACAAAGAGGCAAUCCGCCCAUUCAUGGAGAGUAUCCAUCAAACUCUAUUUGAAUUCGUCAGCGUUUGUCCUUUCGAAGCUGCCCGGGACACGGUUCUUAUACAUUACGAAGUAUUACAGUGUUCCAGGUCAUUAGUUGUCUUGUAUCCUGAAGAAGGUCUUGAUAGAAUCUUGCAACAAUUGAAGUCACCAAUUUCUAAUCAACGCGCUCGUGCUUUGGUAGUUCUCAGGCACCUCAUAAACACUCUUCCGCCAGAGGAUGACGGAUCCUUGCAAAGAAUCGCACUUAGCCUGCAGGAGUCUCUUGGAGAGAACGGCGCGCUCCAAAUGGUCGGCGCUAUAGUGGCACUCGCGGCACGGCCAACGUUUCCUCUUCUACCGUCGCAGAGAGCUAAAUUUGUUCGCUAUAUGGUAUCACAUUGUGAAAUGAAGAGUGACGAUGAUACGGAGGACGCAUGUUCCGAAGCUUUAUAUCUGCUUGCAACGACAGUUGACGGUGUCGAAUCUUGGCUGUGGCCGUGUUUGAUAAGCGCAUUGCUGGAUCCGGCUUGUGUAACAUCCGUCAUAUCUGUGUUGAAUUCAUUGACUCCAUUGGCGAAAAAAAUUAUAUGUGACGAAAAUUCUUCAACAAAUGAGAGGGAUUUUCCUGGUACAAAAGUCUUAGGCAGAUGCUUGGAAUUGUUAGGCAAUCCGGUUAAUCGAUCUGCAGUGAUGGCCUUUUUAAAGACGGCAGCACCCUUAGUAGGACAUCAAGUAAAGUCUUAUUGGGACAAGAAGCUGGAGGAACUUUUACAGGAACUUUUUCAAGAGGAACUUGCAAGAAUCACUGAAGACAGCUCUACAAAAGUGAAAGACACUAAGCAGUGGGAUUUAAUCUGGGAAAAAAAGGUGGUAGAGUGGUUAGAGGAGAGUAUGAAACUAGAAGGAGAGUCAUGGGGCGCGAAGCUUGCUGACGAACUUGCUUUGAAGGCAAGUGCACCGGGUGUAGCACCGCUUUUGGGAGCUACGUGCAACAACAACGCUCACAUCACCUUGCUCGUCGAACUUGCGCGUUCUCACGGCACAACCAAGGAAUUCGCGCGAGCGGUUGGCAUCUGUGCGAAACGGCAUCUGAGCAUCGUGUUGAAAUUAAUGGAGGAAUUUUGCACCGCCGAGGAUGCAAGGAAAGCUCCUUUGAGAUUAUUAGGUUUUGUAAAAGACACGAAGGCCGCCGCUACCGCCGAGGCUGCGAAAGCAGGUUUACUGCAAGCUUACGCCGAGAUUGCUCAGAAUGGGGAUCCGCAGGAACUUUUUCCCAUGUUUGAAAAGCACGUAUUACCGUGGACUAUGAAACAGUUGCAUGAUUGUAAGGAACUGUUUACGAAAGAAGCAGGAUUAUCAGUCUUGGAACAAGUGGCAAACGCUGUUCAUCCCACAAAGUUACCUGAAUCUAAGGGCCUGCGCGCAAAGGCUACUGCUUUGGCUACUUUAUUGGGAAUUUUGCAGUCGUCGACUGGAUACAGACCGUUGCAACUAUAUCCGGCGAUAUUAAAAGCAGCAAACUCUCUAAUACGUAUACCACCAGCGCUAAAUAAUGAAGAAAGAGAAAUUUUCCUUAGUGCAGUAUUGGAUAAGACGAUUAGUGCCAGUUCAGAGAUUGCUCUGCAAUCACAUCCAGAAAUAAUGCAGCAAGUCAUAGACAAGCUGGGAACUGUGUCCAGCGAAAUUGUAUCCGAUUCAGCAGAUGCGCUAGCUGAGCUAGUUGACAUAUUGUUACCCUGGAUGCAGUCUAAAUCAAAUGUGGAGAGAAAAAUUACUUUGUUGGUGCUACAUACAGUGCUUCAGUCUUAUUAUAAUUCGUUGAAAUAUACAUAUCCAGGCGGCAAGUUGGAUGCUGGAAAACUAGUAGGAAGAACUUUAUGCUGGUGUGCGGACACCGAAUUCGCAUUGAGGCCACUGGCAAUAGAUUGCAUGCUUCUCUCUCUAGACAUUGCAGCCCGUCAUCGACAUGCAUUGCCCGAUAAUACUUUGAAUGAAGACAUACAACAAAUAAAAAAAGAACUUAUAAUCGAAGACUCAUUGGUAUCCUACGGAGCCGUACAAAGAUUGGCUAACGUGGUAUCGCAGAAGAUCCCCAACGGCGAAAUAGUUAGCUUAGCGGAAGGAUUGAUCGAAGGCUUGUUGUUCUAUGGAGAAGCGAGCCUGAUAGCGGGCAUAGCUCUCUCGCAACAUUUUCAAAUUAAAGGAUCGGAGAUAUCCAGGACAGAUGUUUGUUUAGUCGACAGUAUUAUUGCCCAAAUGAGACAGAUGGAAAAUGCAAGUUGUAGGUAUAUAGCAACGGUGGCUAUAGUGUCACUGAUGAAGCAUCAUCCGGAAGAAGUAACCGAGCAUCUUUUGUCUCAGCCGUUACCAUUGGAUCCGGGUACCGCAUUGUGCUGGAAAGAAAUUGGCAAUAAUGACUUCCUCGGACCCCGAGCUUUAGAGAUGUUGUUGAUAAAACUCGAAUCCACCAAUCUGUUUUCUGAUGUUACUAUUCCGUCUGUACAUUCGGGAUGCAAUAAUACUGCAUCCUUCCCAUCUUUGGCAGCCAUUGUGGGCUUGAAGCAUCUUUUUGAAUCUUCGCACGUGGAAACCUUGAUUGCCGGAAGCAAACAGUUGGCGGGAUUGUUAUCGACUCUCCUCAAGUAUCUAUCGGGCUGGCUGUACGUUGACGCUCCCACGUCGUUGAUAAAUACAAAAUUUGGAUAUGUGCCGAACCGAGCGGCGCAGAAAUUAAAUCCGCACACUGAAGUAUAUUCUAUAUUAACUCACAUAUUAAUAAUCAUCGAGCCGAACACUGCAGUCAACUUGUCUACAGAGAUUGGAUUUGCUUCCGAAACGCAAACUGAGGAGACUCUAAUAUCGACAGUACGAAUAUUAAUGAAAUGUAUAUCGACUAGAAGCGAGGUCCUGUCAAACAUGACGCAAUACAUGGGCAAAUUGAUGAGUAGCACAAUAGCCAUACAACGAGCAGUUGCUGCUACUUUUUAUUCGGAACUGAUUGGCAAAAUAGAUUGCGGAGCUAUAUGGCUUGAUGCUAUAAUUAAUAUGCUGCACGAUGCUAAGGCCGAUUCAUCGUCCUUGGUACGAAAGCUCGCUACCAUCGGACUUGCUAGGAUAGCCUACUUAGACCCGAGACAGGUAAAGUAUCCUUUUCCAAUGCGUUAUUUUUAUAUAUUGACCAACGAAUGUCUUUUAGGUCGAUGAAUAUUUCGAUAAUUGCAUGGAUGCCUUACUCGAUGGACUGGAAGAGAUUGCUGGAGAAGGCGGUGCAGAAGUAGUACUUGAAU